AUGGACCAAUCUCCACCGGACGAUAAUUCCGAGAUUCUCCCGGGCUCCCGCCGGAAGCCCCGAACUUGCCCUCAUUGUAAGCGUCAUUUUCGGCGCCAUGAACAUCUCCAACGACAUGUCCGCAUUCAUACAAAUGAGAAGCCAUAUACAUGUGCUUGUGGUGCUUCCUUUGCUCGACGCGAUCUACUGAAGCGCCAUCAUGCUGCGACCCAUUCACCGAUCACACCGUCAACGCAGCAUCCAUCCCCAGCCACGGGAGCUAGCUCCCAAAUUCAAACAAUACAAAGUGACCAUCUCGACACUGAAGAUGUCCCUUGGGUUAUUCCUGGGUCUUCGGGUGGACAUGUAGACCCUGUGGAGUCCCAAGGGCAGAUGCAAGGUUAUCAGCCAGGAGGCCUUUCAUUCCUCGAUGAUUAUGAUCCGUUGGAGGAAUUCGUAUCCUUCAGUCACAGCAUGGGGCUGACUGACUGGACACUACCAACUGAGCUUGGUCUGGCACCAAUAAUCGCCAAAGAGCCUAAUUACUAUUCCAUGCCGACACCAUCGAGUGUGUCUAGACGGCAGGAGCGUUCAAGUUCUGUACAUGUAGAUCACUCUCUUACCCAGCUCCCAGCCGAGAAAGAUUCAAUAGAAAGGGUUCAGACUCCCGGGACAACCAUUUCCUUGCCAUCAUGCCAUUCCUUGAGUCGGUUCGCAAACGCUUUCUUUGACAGCUUCUAUCCGCAUGUGCCAAUUGUGCAUAUACCAUCAUUUAAUCUGGAUAAUUGUGACGCCAAGACCAUUCUAUCCAUGGCUGCUCUGGGAGCGCAAUGUCGGCAUGAGCACCGGAAAGCAGUCAUUUUGUUUUAUGCCGCCAAGACAAUAUUAAAGAAGGAAAUGCAAGAGAGAGAAGAAAGAGAGCUCAGUAUCAACCUUGCUCCAAAUCCGAAUACGAAUUGCGCGAAUACAGGCCAGGUAUCUAGUCCUGGUGAGCUCACAUGCCGUGGGCUGAUGUCUGAGACACGCUGUGCACUCUAUCUUAUUGCAUUUGCAACUUGGCAAAGCAAGCCAGAGAUAUUACGAGAAGCGUUCAAUCUUCAAAGUUUCCUAGCAAGAUGUGUCCGAGAAGGUGGACUAGAAGAAAGCCAAGAGACUCUCCGAGCUGCUCCUCUCGACUGGCAUACCUGGGUUGAGCAGGAAACACACCGAAGGAUCAAGCUCUUUUCCUUCGCCUGGCUGAAUUUACAAAGUAUAGCAUUUGGGGUGCCUCCAAUCAUUCUAACCGAUGAAGUCCACCUUCGCCUUCCAUGCACCUGCAUUGAAUGGAUAUCUCCGAAUCAGGAACGAUGGUCAGCAAUUCAUAAAUCUGGCCAUCAGGAGCAAAUGCUUUUCCAGGAUGCACUUCACCAUUUAGAGAGAGGGGUCCUGGACUCAAAUGCGUCUUCAUCUCAGCCAGUACCGUCGCCUCUCGCGAAUUACAUUCUGCUCCACCCUCUCAUACAAAGAAUAACUCUUGCGCACCGGACGAUCGGGUCAGCCGUUGAUGGCGGGAACGCUCUUUUAAUCGCCCAAAAAGAAGGCAUGCGGAAUUCCCUUCGGGCGUGGACCUUGCAAUGGCAACGAGCUCCCGAAUCAAGCCUCGAUCCUCGAAACCCGAACGGACCGGUCACUUUCACAUCGACCGCACUUCUUGGCCUUGCAUACGUCCGACUCGCCUUUGAUAUGAGCCCAUAUAAAGUCCUGGAAUCUCGCAACCCUUCACAAAUUGCAGCCCGACUCUUCAACUUGCCAGAUCUCCCUCACGGGCCCCAUCUUCUUCCCGCCAUGCUUCAUGCAACCCAUGCCCUCAGCAUACCUGUUAAACUCGGAGUAGAUUUCGUUGCGCGCAGCCAUGCCUUCGUGUGGAGCAUCCAACACUCGAUUUGUGGUUUCGAGUUCGCGGUGUUUCUUUGCAAAUGGCUGUACCACAUCUGCGACACUUCUGCCACAAGACCUCUUGACGAACAUGAAAGUCGCUCGAUAAACUGGAUCAGCGACAUCGUCGAGGAAGGCCGAACAUCGGGCGACGAAGACCUAUGUCCCGAGCCUGUGUCUCCUUCCAAUUGUAAAUACUUGGCGUAUCUUGUAGUGAAGCUUUGGGCUCGUCUAAUCCGAGGGAAUGGCAUGUGGGCAAUUUUGGGUAUUAUUGGAGAAAGCCUGGAUAUAUACGCCGAUAUCUGUCGCGAUCAGCAUAUUUCCAGUUAAAAUCAG
Molecule: messenger RNA, 2229 nt
Organism: Aspergillus steynii IBT 23096
Lineage: Eukaryota; Fungi; Ascomycota; Eurotiomycetes; Eurotiales; Aspergillaceae
Exons: 6
Coding region: 1-2223 (740 amino acids)
Biological process (GO): DNA-templated transcription; regulation of transcription by RNA polymerase II
Cellular component (GO): chromatin
Molecular function (GO): DNA-binding transcription factor activity, RNA polymerase II-specific; RNA polymerase II cis-regulatory region sequence-specific DNA binding; zinc ion binding
Source: RefSeq, a predicted model, not a curated record